UCGGCUGUGGUAAAAGACUCCUUUUCUUCAUAUAUAAUAAUAAUGCUGGAAAUAAUAUAUGUGAGGAACUACGUGAGCUCUUUGAUGUUUUAAUUAUUUCAAAAAUCAUUAUUUUUUUUUUUGUGUGUAUUGUUUAGUUCUUUCUCUGUGAACUGGUACAUGGGUUUUGUCUUCUGUCAUGAAUAUGGAGAUGGGUCGUUUUGUUUUGACGAUUUGCCUCUGAAUUCUCAAUGUUUUCUCUUGGAUUUAUCAUACAAAGAAGUGUUAAAGAUCACCUUGGAUUAACAAUUUUGUUUCGGAAGGAUUGGAGGUCAUUCCGUCUUAAGUAGUCAACAACUCAUCCUGAAGUCAUUUGUCUGUAAACUAUGGCUGCGAGGGGAGCUUUAUCUGUAAAAACAUUGAACAUUUCCUGUGGUUUUAAUCGAGCUUUGAAAUCAGCUCUUUUUGAAUGGUUGCUGAUUUUUAUGCUUUUUAUUAAUGCUGUUUUCUCAUACUUGCUUACGAUAUUUGCUCAUUAUUGCGAACUGCAAUCUCCGUGCCUUCUAUGCUCUCGACUUGAUCAUUUCUUUGGCAAUGAAAAACUGAAGUAUUACUUGGAUUUGAUUUGUGCAAACCAUAAGCUGGAAAUCUCAUCCUUAGUUUUCUGUCAUGCCCAUAACAAGCUUGUUGAUGUCCAUGGAAUGUGUGAAAGUUGCCUCUUUUCAUUUGCAACAAUCAAUAAGUCCAAUGCUGAAACAUACAGAUUAUUGGUUGGGAAACUGGGGGAGAAUUCUGGCUCCAGUUUUAAUGAGGAACCUUUGCUCGAGGAUGAUAAUCCUGUUCAUUCGAGCACAAGGAAAUGUUCUUGUUGUAAUCAGCCAUGGGUAUCAAGAGGGUAUGCCAGAAACCUCUUGUGGUCCAAGUCAGGUGUGUCUGAGGCUGCUGAGCCUGAUAUACAUUUGCAGGGUGGUGUUGGACAUGGAGAAUAUGAGAUACAGUUGCCGACUAGAACUACUCAUCAGGAAAAUAUUGAGUCUCAUCCAUUGUCUCAUAUAGCAUAUAGAGAACUUAAGGUUAAUUCUGAAACUGGAUCUGAAGCAUAUUCUGAGGAUGAAACCAUUGCUCCAAUUCGUGAAGCUGAUAAUCAGACAGAAGAUCAUGCUGUUCAAUGGAUUCAGUUGGAACAUGGUAUUAUUAGUCUGUCUGAUAUUGCCGCUACAGAGAAGUUGAUAGAUCCAGCUUUUGCUCCCCAGCCUUCUGGUUUUGUUUCCGAGGAAGAAUCAGAGGUCAUCAAGCAUCAUAAUGGUGCAUCCCUAGAAUCUAAGGUUGCAGUUGGGGAUGGACUGGAAGAACUUAACUGGCAACCAAGCAAUUGCAAAACUAAUACGUCUGUGCUGGCUGAGCUUAACCCCCUUCCUGAACUGAUACCUACGCUCUCAAGUGAUUUGAAAACUCCUGUUGAUGUUUCAAAUGACAGCAAGCUUAUUCCCAAUGGUGAUGCCUUUCCAUCAUCAAAUACCAAUGAAAGCUUUCUUGAAGUGUCAAAAGCAAGCAAGAUUCUCCCACUUGAUGAUAUGCCUUCAUCAUCAAAUGCCCAUGAAGAUCCUCUCGAAGUAGAAGUACCAGAACAGGCUAAAAUUGUUUCGUUUGAUGACACUGUUCCAUCUUUAGACGCUGCAGAAUCCCCUGUUGAAGGAUUAAAAGAAAGCUGUGUUGCAAACAUUGUCGAAGUCACGGAGCCAGCUGUUACAGAGUCAGAGAACAUUUGUCAGGCCAGAAGUAGACUUGUUCCAACUGAAGCAGCUCCCGAAAUAAACCUUUCUACAGGUGACCUUAGUAGAUUUGUUACAACUGAAGCAGCUCCAAAACUAAACCCUUCUACAAGUGACCUUAGUAGAUUUGUUACAAUUGAAGCAGCUCCGGAAAUAAACCCUUCUACAGGUGACCUUAGUAGACUUGUUACAACUGAAGCAGCUCCAGAAAUAAACCCUUCUACAGGUGACCUUAGUAGACUUGUUACAACUGAAGCAGCUCCGGAAAUAAACCCUUCUACAGGUGAUCUUAGCAGACUUGUUACAACUGAAGCAGAUCCGGAACUAAACUCUUCUACAGGUGAGCUUAGUGUGCAAGUAGGCGACACCCUGGAUCUGAGUGAUGCUUAUAAGAUAGCUGUAGGCAACAAGGGAAAACAACAGUCUGAUUUGCUCGCAGAACAGUGGACUAGUCGUGAUUCUUCAAGACUUACCGAAGACCUGAAAGCCUUGCUGUCGCAAUUAUCUGCUAGGGGGAUUGAGCAAUCCCUGAAUGAUAUAAGCCCUAAGUUGUCCGUAAGUGGUGAUGACCUAAGGACUCCUGAUGCUUCUAGCUCUAAUGGAAUCCAAUUACUUCAGAGGAGGACCUCACUUGAGAGAAAUGAGUCUAACUUAUCCCUGGACGGAAGUCUUGUUAGUGAAAUUGAAGGUGAGAGUGAGGUUGAUCGGUUAAAAAGGCAGGUUGAGCAUGACAGGAAAUUAUUGAGUGCUUUGUAUAAGGAAUUGGAGGAAGAAAGAAGUGCCUCUACAGUUGCAGUAAACCAAGCAAUGGCCAUGAUUACUAGGCUUCAGGAAGAGAAGGCAAUUCUCCAAAUGGAUGCCUUGCAGAACAUAAGAAUGAUGGAAGAGCAAGCUGAGUAUGAUAUGGAAGCACUGCAAAAAACAAACGAUCUUCUUGCUGAAAAGGAGAAGGAGAUUCAAGAUCUCGAGGCAGCAUUUGAAUUUUAUAGGCAAAAGUUCUCGAAUGAAGCAAUCUCCGAGAAUGUUAUGGAUGCAACUUCCAGUUCGAGGGCAGUAGAGAAGGAAGUCGAUAACCCAGAAGGCAAUUGUGCUAAAGAAAGCAUGGGUGAAAUUACAAAUUCAGUCACUGAGAAACCUACUAUCUUUGACAAACUUGAGGGAACAGACACAUCAGUGAGGGAUAUGGAUAAGGGUGCCUUGAAGAAUUCACUGCUGGGAUUUGAAGACGAAACAUUGUAUAUUCUUGAGAGUUUGAAAAAAAUAGAGAAGAAGCUUCAUCUUUUUUCUAAUAAUGGAAUAUACUCAGACUUGGGUAAUGGUGAAUGUUCUGAACACGAAGGGGACUUGGAACAUAACAGGAAUAGGUUUUCAAUGGAAAAUAAUAUUCCUGAACAAGGAGAGAAGUCACAUGCUUCCUUGCUUGAAGAUUAUAGCGGGGAAAACUUGCCUGUAGAAUGCAAAGGUACCGAUUUAUCUUCUCUUGAAAAUGAAAUAUCUGAUCUAAAUGAAAAACUAGAAACACUCAAGGCAGACCAGAAUUUUCUUGAGCAUGCCAUUAACUCGCUAAGAGAUGAAGAGGAGGGCCUGAAAUUUAUUCGGGAAAUAGCUUCUCACUUGGAAGCAUUAAGGAGGAUCGGGAUAAGAUGAAAAGAUCGGGCUUCCACUUGAGAAUCUUUAUGUUAACACCAUAAAAGAUAUCGGAGAACGAUGACACGCAGAUUUCCCAGAAAGGAGGUUGAAUGUGACAGAAUUGAAGCCUGGUUAAUCAAGACUGGCUAUCAAUUAUACAAAAUCAAUGGUUUUUUUUCUAAUUCUGCUCUUUUUCUUUUGAGUGGGAGAGUGUUUUGAUAGCUAACAUAUUGCUGUAUAGAUGGAUUUGAUGAAGGGUUUAUCUUUUCUCCUGUUUGUAAUACUGAGUGUGAAGAGUGUGGAUAUUAGCAUAUUUUUUCUCCAAAUUAGGGUUGAAGAUUGAUAAGCAGAGUGAAUUGUACAAGGGGGUGAAAUUUUUGUGUAAAGCUUUACUACUUUGGUAGGUUGAAAAUAAUUAGUCAGCUUGUUGUAUAUUAAAACUAAAACACAAGUAAUUCUUACUUUCCUUUUAAGUGAAGAAAAAAAGGUUGGAUCA
Messenger RNA from Carica papaya (papaya), 3876 nucleotides. RefSeq names its product myosin-binding protein (Protein of unknown function, DUF593). Gene Ontology annotation, molecular function: myosin binding. The record is from RefSeq and is a predicted model, not a curated record. Lineage: Eukaryota; Viridiplantae; Streptophyta; Magnoliopsida; Brassicales; Caricaceae.